Messenger RNA from Acanthochromis polyacanthus (spiny chromis), 9678 nucleotides. Its product is annotated as NACHT, LRR and PYD domains-containing protein 3-like. The transcript has 13 exons. The record is from RefSeq and is a predicted model, not a curated record. Gene Ontology annotation, molecular function: protein binding. NCBI's taxonomy places the organism in Eukaryota, Metazoa, Chordata, Actinopteri, Pomacentridae. Bases 2319 to 6272 code for a protein of 1317 amino acids.
GGUUUCAGAUCAUCAAACAAUUUUAAUAUCACACAGAGACAACCCAAGGAAAUAAAAAUGCAGUUUCUAAAUGAUGAUUCAAUUUAUUCAAGGCACAAAAAAAUCCAAACCUAUCUGGCCCUAUGUGAAAAAGUAAUUGCCCCCUGAACCUAAUAGCGAGUUGUGCCACCUUUGGCAUCAAUAACUGAAAUUAAGCGGAGGAAUUUUGGCCCACUCUUUGCAGAAUUGUUUCAACUCUGCCAUAUUGAAGGGUUUUCUAGCAUGAACUGCCCGUUUGAGGUCACACCACAGCAUCUCAAUUGGAUUUAAAUCCGGACUUUGACUUGGCCACUCCAAAACCUUAAUUUUGUUUUUUUAUUGUUAAGCCAUUCAGAGGUGAACUUGCUGGUGUGUUUCGGAUCGUUGUCCUGCUGCUUGAUCCAAGAGCGCUUGAGUUUGAAGGCACAAACUGAUGGCUGGACGUUCUCCUUCAGGAUCUUCUGGUAAACAGCAGAAUUCAUUUUUCCGUCAAUCACAGCAAGUUGUCCUGAGGCAACAAAGCAGCAUCACACUGCCACCACCAUGCUUUACUGUUGGCAUGAUGUUCUUUUUAUCAAAUGCUGUGCCAUUUUUACGCCAGAUGUAACGGGCUGCACACCUUCCAAAAGUUCUAUUUUUCACUCAUCAGUCCACAGAAUGUUUCUCCAAAAGUCUUGAGGAUCAUCAAGAUGCUUUUUGGCAAAUGUGAGACGAGCCUUUGUGUUCUUUUGUGACAGCAGUGGUUUUCGCCUGGGAACUCUUCUAUGGAUGCCAUUUUUGGCCACUGUCUUUCUUAUAGUGGAAUCGUGAACUCUGACCUUAACUGAGGCCAGCAAGGCCUGCAGUUCCUUGGAUGUUUUUCUAGGUUCUUUUGUGACCUCUGGAUGAGUGGUCGCCCACUCCUGGGAAGGUUUGCCACUGUUCCCAGUUUUCUCCAUUUGUGGAUAAUGGCUCUGGCAGUGGUUCGCUGGAGCCCCACAGCCUUGGAAAUGGCUUCGUACCUUUUUCUGGACUGAUAGAUUUCAGUCACUUUCUCGUUUCUUCUUGAAUUUCUUUGGAUUGUGGCAUGAUGUGUUUGUUCUUGGUAUGCAGUAAAUGAAAAAAACAACCUAGAAACUACUUUGACAACAUAAUUUUUUCCCUGUUUUGCCAAGUGUUGAGGACAAAAGUUGACAUUACUUCUAAAGUAAUUAUUACCUACGCCAGCAGGUUAUGUAAUCACCGGAGUUUGUUUGUCUGUUUGUUUGUUUGUUUGUUUGUUUGUCUGUUAACAGCAUAACUCAAAAAGUCAUGGACAGAUUUUCACCAAAGUUUUACAGGAUGUCCGGAAGAGCAAAAGUAACAAUCGAUUAGAUUUUGGAGGUGAUCCGGAUCACCGUCUGGAUCCAGGAUUUUUUUGAAAGUCGAAGGACAAUUGAGAGAUGGCCUGGAACUUCCACUUUCUUAUAAUACAGCUGACAGUUGACUGUGGAAUAUUUAGGAGCGAGGAAAUGUCACGACUUUAUUUGUUGCACAGGUGGCAUCCUAUCACAGUUCCACGCUGGAAUUCACUGAGCUCCUGAGAGCGAGCCAUUCUUUCACUAAUGUUUGUAAAAGCAGUCUGCAUGUCCAGGUGCUUGAUUUUAUACACCUGUGGCCAUGGAAGUGAUUGGAACACCUGAUUCUGAUUAUUUGGAUGGGUGAGCCAAUACUUUUGAAAAUGUAGUGUAUCUCUGUGUGUGUGUGUGUGUGUGUGUGUGUGUGUGUGUGUGUGUGUGUGUGUGUGUGUGUGUGUGUCACCGAAUGUUAGCCAGUAAAUUAAUGUUAGUUAACAAGCAUGAGCUAAUUUUAAAAGUAUCAUAAGGUUUUUUUAAACUAAGGUAAACAAUGUUAUCAACCACACUAAAGGUUUGUUAAUUCAAUUAUACAAUGCUAUUUAUCACCAUAAAGCUAAAGUCAGCCAGCUUUGCUAAAUAAGGACAUAGACGUAGUUAACUACCAUUAAUCUGUUAACAGAGUUUAGCUGUUAGCUCACUUGCUAACCUUCACUAUAGCCACAAUAAAUCAUCUGGUACAUGAACGUUACUUGACGCUGAUUUAUGGUUGGAGUAAUAUUAAUGUUGCAACCAGAGACUCGGUCCUCGUUGACCCAGCAGUGGUGAUUUUAUUUCUGCAAGUCUCCUUCAUGUCUUCUCUGCUGCAGAUGUUCUUGUUUACCUGAAGGCUGGACUAAACUUAAAAGCCCAGUCAGAGAUAAUGACAUCAUCAACAGAUAAUGGUGGAGGUAGAAAGUGUUUGUGAGCUGGUGUGAGUUCAGCAACAUGGAUCAGUGUGAGGACUGUCAGAGCUCUGUGUGUGGAGAUCAGAAGAACCAGAGCAAAGAUCAGAGUGAAGGACCUGGACCUGGACCAGCAUCCAGCUGUGUGUCCUUUAAGAGCACCUGGUCAAAGGAUAUUGGUGUCUAUUUUAAACAUAAACCUUCAUCAGACAAGCGGAAAAAACCUGAACCUGGAACUGGACCUGAACCCGAAUCUGAAUCUGAACCGGAACCAGAACCUGCACCCAGCUGUGUGUCUGUUCAGAGUGCCUGGUCAAAGGAUAUUCCUGAAGAAUUUAAACAAAAACAUUGGUCAGACCAAUGUAAAGAAUCUGAACCUGCAUCCAGCUGUUUGUCCUUUAAGAGCAACAUGUCAAAGGAUAUUAUCGAAGAAUUUAAACAAAAACCUUCAUCAAACAAACGUAGGAAGAAGCUGGAAAAUCAAGAUUCACCUCAACCUGAAGUGGAUUCUGUGUCCAUGAAGACGAGCCGCACUGGAAAACACGGUUAUAAUUUAAGAAAAAGGCGCCAUCCUGAGGAUCAAAGAUUAGAUGAGGAGAGCUCAGAGAUUCCCAGGAUUCAGUCUGAACAGCAGCAUGACCUGGACUCCAUAUUCAUGCUGCUGGAGAACAACAUCAGCACUUUUGUGAAGAAAGAGCUGAAGAAGAUCCAGAAGGUUCUGAGUCCAGAUUACCCAGAAUGCUCAGAGAGUCAGAGAGAGGAAGAGGAGGAGUUGGAGGAGGAAGAACAGAGGACGAGCAAAGAGAUGUUCCAGAAGAUUUCAGUGUUGUUCCUGAGGAGGAUGAAGCAGGAGAAGCUGGCUGACCGUCUGCAGAGCAAGCUUUUUGCUCCAGUUUGUCAACAUAAACUCAAAUGUGACCUGAAGAAGAAGUUCCAGAGAGUGUUUGAGGGCAUCGCUAAAGCAGGAAAGUUGACUCUUCUGAAUGAGAUCUACACAGAGCUGUACAUUACAGAGGGAGGGACUGCAGAGGUCAAUGAUGAACAUGAGGUCAGACAGAUUGAAGCAGCAUCCAGGAAAGCAGACAGAGCAGAGACACCCAUCAGAGCAGAAGACAUCUUUAGAGGCUCACCUGGAAGAGAUGGACCAAUCAGAACAGUGAUGACAAAGGGAGUGGCUGGCAUCGGGAAAACAGUCUUAACUCAGAAGUUGACUCUGGACUGGGCUGAAGACAAAAGCAACCAGGACAUCCACUUCAUAUUUCCAUUCACCUUCAGAGAGCUGAAUGUGCUGAAAGAGAGAAAGUUCAGCUUGGUGGAACUUGUUCAUCACUUCUUCAGUGAAACCAAAAAAGCAACAGGAAUGUGCAGCUUUGAAUACUUCCAGGUUGUGUUCAUCUUUGACGGUCUGGAUGAGUGUCGCCUUCCUCUGGACUUCCACAACAAUGAGAACCUGACUGAUGUUAGAGAGUCCACCUCAGUGGAUGUGCUGCUGACAAACCUGAUCAGGGGGAAGCUGCUUCCCUCUGCUCGCCUCUGGAUAACCACACGACCUGCAGCAGCCAAUCAGAUCCCUGCUGUCUAUGUGGACAUGAUGACGGAGGUCAGAGGGUUCACCGACCCACGGAAGGAGGAGUACUUCAGGAAGAGAUCCAGAGAUAAGAAGCAGGCCAGCAGCAUCAUCUCCCACGUGAAGACAUCACGAAGCCUCCACAUCAUGUGCCACAUCCCAGUGUUCUGCUGGAUCACUGCUACAGUUCUGCAGGAGCUGCUGAGAACCAGAGAGGGAGGAGAUCUGCCCAGAACCCUGACCGAGAUGUACAUCCACUUCCUGGUGCUUCAGGCCAAAGUCAAGAAGGUCAAGUAUGAUGGAGGAGCUGAGACAGAUCCACACUGGAGUCCAGACAGCAGGAGGAUGAUUGAGUCUCUGGGAAAACUGGCGUUUGAGCAGCUGCAGAGAGGAAACCUGAUCUUCUAUGAGUCCGACCUGACAGAGUGUGGCAUCGAUGUGGAAGCAGCCUCAGUGUACUCAGGAGUGUUCACACAGAUCUUUAAAGAGGAGACAGGGCUGUACCAGGACAAGGUGUUCUGCUUCGUCCAUCUGAGUGUUCAGGAGUUUCUGGCUGCUCUUUACGUCCAUCUGAGCUUCAUCAACUCUGGAAUCAACUUGCUGGAAGAACAACAACAAACAACCUCCAACAAACCUGAUCCAACACGUUUCUACCAGAGAGCUGUGGACGAGGCCUUACGGAGUCCAAACGGACACCUGGACUUGUUCCUGCGCUUCCUCCUGGGUCUGUCACUGCCGACCAAUCAGGAUCUCCUACGAGGCCUGAUGACACAGACAGGAAGCAGCUCACAGACCAAUCAGGAAACAGUGGAGUACAUCAAGGAGAAGAUCAGUGAGGAUGUGUCUGUAGAGAGAAGCAUCAAUCUGUUCCACUGUCUGAAUGAACUGAAGGAUGUUUCUCUAGUGGAGGAGAUCCAACAGUCCCUGACAUCAGGACGUCUGUCCACAGAUAAACUGUCUCCUGCUCAGUGGUCGGCUCUGGUCUUCAUCUUACUGUCAUCAGAAGAACAUCUGAGCAUGUUUGACCUGAAGAAAUACUCUGAUUCAGAGGAGGCUCUUCUGAAGCUGCUGCCAGUGGUCAAAGCUUCAAAGAAAGCUCUACUGAGCAGCUGUAACCUCUCAAAGAGAAGCUGUGAAGUUCUGUCCUCAGUUCUCAGCUCAGAGUCCUCCAGUCUGAUAGAACUGGAUCUGAGCAACAACAGCCUGAAGGAUUCAGGAGUGAAGCUGCUUUCUGUUGGACUGAAGAGUCCUCAAUGUCAACUGGAAACUCUCAGGCUGUCAGGUUGUUUGAUCACAGAGGAAGGCUGUGCUUCUCUGGCCUCAACUCUGAGCUCCAGAUCCUCCACUGUGAGAGAGCUGGACCUGAGCUACAACCAUCCAGGAAAGAAAGGAAAGAAGAUGCUGUCUGCUGCUCUGGAGGAUCCACACUGCAGACUGGAGACUCUCAGGAUGGAACCUGCUGGAGUCCAAUGGAUGACACCAGGUCUGAGGAAGUAUUCCUGUAAACUGACAGUCGACACAAACACAGUGAACAGAAACCUUCAACUCUCUGAAAACAACAAGAAGGUGAUCCGUCGGGAUUGGCCUCAGUCAUAUCCUGAUCAUCCAGACAGGUUUGAUGACUGGGCUCAGCUGCUGUGUACAACUGGUCUGACUGGUCGCUGUUACUGGGAGGUCGAAUGGAGUGGAGGGGUUGAUGUAGCAGUGAGUUACAGAGGAAUCGGAAGGAGAGGAGGUGGUGAAGACUGUAGGUUUGGAAGAAAUGAUCAGUCCUGGUGUCUGUACUGUACUGAUCUUGGUGAUUUCUCUGUCUGGCACAACAACAGAAAAAUAUCACACACCUCCCAAACCUCCUACUCCCAUCGAGAUAAAUUAUUUCUUUCUGAAGUCUCUGACAGAGUAGCUGUCUAUGUCGACUGUCCUUCUGGAACUCUGUCCUUCUACAGAGUCUCCUCUGACUCUCUGAUCCACCUCCACACCUUCAACACCACAUUCACUGAACCUCUGUAUCCUGGGUUUAGGCUUGGGUUUGGUUCCUGGGUGUCUCUGUGUGAGUCUCCUCCUGUUAAAGAAACUGUCCCUGAACAGACAGUUCAGUCUCUGCUGUUUGCAGAUUCACAAUCUAAAACGCAGUCCCUCCAGGAAUUCGAGAUGUUGCGAUUGCGCAAAUUCAGGCGAAAUCAACAAAUCUCUGCAAAUUUUUCACGGCCUUGCAAUUUUGUCCAAUCACCGCAACUUUCCCGCAAUUUUGGCCCGCCUCCCAUGAGUUCCACCAAUCAUAGCAGUUCCCAGCGUACAGUUAAUGCGCGUACGUCACCGAAUUCACUUCCUGUUUAUGGUUUAAAGAUGCAGACCAUGUGCGAUACUAAUGUCUCUCAUUUACCAACAAAAAUUACUGCUGACGACCGUGAUAAACAAUUAAUUCACUGAUGUUCUUCACCAAAGUGGAGCUAAACUGUUUUACACCCAUAUAAUAUUGUGGUGGAAUACAAAAAAAGAAAAAAACCUUCGAUUGGUAGGCACUUUUGUUUUUUUACACGAAGCGUAUUAGAACGCUGAAAUGAGCAACAACAGACCAGACAAAUCACCGUGAUGGAAACUGUUGCAUCCAGAUCCGUUAGAGCACUGAAAGAAUGAAGGUAAAUUAGAUUAAUUAUUCCACCAAAGAACACGGCAGAGUUAUGUGACGAUCAGCGUGUGUGAAUCCUUCCUCUGUUACCAACAUCACUCAAAAACUGACUCAGGGAUUUAAAUGAAGUUUUCAGGGUCGGUCAGAAAUGACACAAGGACCAAAUGAUUAGACUUCAGCAGUGAUACGGCUUAAAGUUUGGAUCCACAGAUUUGUUAAGGAGUCAUAGCGGCACCGCGUCUGAUAGUGGCACGGUAACCAUGGCAACAAGUGAACGCUACCUCAGCGGCCCGCUGACGAUCACAUGAUUGUGAUCCUACAACAGCUCUAACCCUGUGGACGUAUCGGAAAUGACACAAGGAACAACUGAUUAAAUUGUGGGGGUGUUUCUGAGUCCCAUCAAUUCCUGUCGCCUGCUGCAUAUUUAGGUCACAUCAUAUUAAACUAGUAUCUGGCUGCUGCUAAUGUCCCACCAUGGUGUGCCAGCUUUUGUGGAAAUGGGUUGGAACGUUAAAUAAUUAAUUUUGGAAUAAAUAUUGUCAAUUACAGUGUUGAAACGUGUUCUACAAGCUGGAAAAAAUGCAGCUUUUUAGCAGUUGUCACUGUCUCCCACAAUUUCAUCACAACAAAUAAGCUUAAAACAUCGCAACUUUUAUCGCAAUUUUUUAGAAAAGCUGCUGCGAAUUCAGGCAUUUUUCGGCCACAACAAUCACGAAAAACGCCCGCGAAAUCCUGGAGGGACUGAAAGAAGGAAAGACGACUUUAUGAACCGUGAACAUGAGUUUGGUGUCAAUCCAGACUUCAUCCUGAUUCUAUUUUCACUUUGUGACAUCAUCACCAAAUGAGACUGUAACCUGUGUGUGAUGUCAAAAUGUGAGUGAAAUAAUCCUUUACAACAACAUUUAGACGUCAGCAGUCCACAUCAAUGUCCACAGUCUGUUUGAUCAAAUCAAAUCAAACUUUAUCUGUAGAGUGCUUUUCAUACAGAGAAUGUAACACAAAGUGCUGUACAUUUUAAAACAUCAAAAACAAGACGAUCCAUCCCAACCUCCCUCCACAUAUGCACACAACACACACACACACACUCUCCCCAGUGACUGUAGUGAGACAUGGCAUGGCACUGACGAUUGUGAUGUUUGUGUGUAACUGCAGCUAAAAGGAGUUUGGGUGAAAAUACAAAUUUCAGAGCCAGAAACAGAGAAGCUCACAGUUGACUAAUUUAAAACUCUGUUGAUCCAGAACUAAAGCAAAGCUAAGUUCUGCAACUUGUUUUUAUUGUAAAAUAUCAAAGAAAUAAACACCAAAUCAUAACAGUCCAUAAACUGUUGUUUUACACAUCCAUUUAUUCUAGUUCUCAUGUUUUUUUUUUUGUUUAUUCAUGUAUUUAUCUUGUGUACUUUAUUGUGCAUUUUCAUCGGUUCAUUCAUUUCAACAAACUUAUUCAGUUUUGUUACCUGUAUAAAAUGUAACACUUUUCAUAACUACAAUGAUUUCUAUUGUAUCUUGAAAUACUUGACCAGAAGUGCUGCUGAUCAGGAAGUUCUGUUGUUUUACAAACAUGUCACACUUUAGCUGUGUCUUUUUUCUCUUCAUGCAGCAGAGGAGGAAUCUCCAGGUGAGCGGCUGGUUUUCCGUUUAAACUUUACAAACACAACAAUGAAAAACAGAGUCAGGACAAGUAGAGAAGUUAAUCUGACUCAAAUUUCAGCUUCGUUCAUAUCAACACUCUUUUAAAGUCUUCCACUUAUCUUGUUACCAGCACAUUUUUGUAUAGCACCUGUUAUUGUUGCUUAUGGUUCACUGUAUCCAGCAAUACUUAUUUGGUCAUUAAUUCACUGUUUUUCUAAAUUGCUGAUUGCUUUUGGUGAAACCGGAAGUAACAUGACCCCAGCCCAGGCAUACGUGGGAAUUAAAAGCUCGGCCUACAGUCAUUCAUUCAUUGAAUGGUGUGUUGGAGCAGCAGUAGCCAGGCUGUGGCCCGCAUACAUAUUUCAUCUUGGCGCUCGUAAGUGUCAACUUUUGUUUUGUUUCAUUCCACUCAUGAGAUAACUCUCACAUUUUCACAAAUGAUUAACCAUCUAUUUUGCACAAAGCAAGUGUACAAAUGUAUGCCGAUGAUUCAACACUGUAUUAUGGAGCAAAUACUAGCAGAGAGCUAGACAGUGUUAUGACUUCUGAGUUGGAUUUGGUCUUUGAUUGGAUACAACGAAACAAGAUGGUAUUGAAGAUCUCAAAGACCAAAUCUAUUAUUCUGGGAUCAAGUCACAAACUGUCAUCCAGACCGAUAUUGAGACUGAACUUGUCUGACGAAUUUAUAGAGCAGGUUGAUAAGGUUAAAUCAUUAGGCGUUAUAAUAGAUCGUCAAUUGUCAUGGUCAGAACACAUUGACACUAUAAUCAAGAAAAUGGGUAAUGGCAUCUCUAUGUUUAGAAAAUUCCUUCCUUAUGUUACUGAACACAUUUUGGGUCAGGUAGUUAAGUCUUUAGUUUUAAGUCAUUUGGAUUAUUGCUCACCCAUUUGGUCCUCAGCAUCAAAGAGCCUUCUAAACAAACUACAAAUUGCCCAGAAUAGAGCCGGCAGACUUGUUUUACAUUGCUCCAUCAGAGUAAAUACAGAAGGUAUGCAUCGUAAACUCUCAUGGUUUGCAAUACUGUUUAUUCCACCAAACCAGAGUUUUUACAUAAUCAAAUUAUCAGAUGUAGUCAGAUUCAUAGUCAUUCCACUAGAUUAGCAGAUGACGGUCAAAUUACAUUACCAUGUCCAAAAUCCAAUGCUUUUAAAAAGGCAGUUAUUUAUCAUGCCAUCAAACUUUGGAAUAGCUGUCCCCUCCACAUACAACAAUCUAACAGUAAGGCCUCAUUCAAAUGCCAUCUUAGAAUGCACUACUUGGCGUCUGAGCAGUAAUCCAGUCUGACAAGUAUAAUGUCCUUUUUCUGUGUUGUUUCUUGUCCUGUUUGUUCCUGUUGUCUGAAUGACUGGUCUAACAACCUGUCACUGUAAACAUGAUGUUUUUAGGACCCCAGGAAGACUAGCUGGGCCAUUGGCAUCAGCUAAUGGGGAUCCUUUUUAAAUAAAUAAAUAAAUAACUGAAUCCUAAACACAAUUUAAAACUUCACUGUAUUGUGUGUUUGCAGGAGACCAUUUUGACCUUUGUAAUCUUUUUGAUGUUUGAUCCAUAGAGACAAUAAACCUUUGAAAGACACUUUA